Messenger RNA from Linderina pennispora, 375 nucleotides. RefSeq lists its product as uncharacterized. Gene Ontology annotation, biological process: chromatin remodeling. Gene Ontology annotation, cellular component: Ino80 complex. NCBI's taxonomy places the organism in Eukaryota, Fungi, Kickxellomycota, Kickxellomycetes, Kickxellales, Kickxellaceae. The transcript has a single exon. The record is from RefSeq and is a predicted model, not a curated record. Bases 1 to 375 code for a protein of 124 amino acids.
AUGACGGAGGAGCUGAUGGAGCUGCCGACUGAGGCGAAAAAGACAAAGUUCUCGGUCGAGGAGAUGGCCCUGCGCAAGUCGGAGCAGGCGAGACGGCGCAAGUUCCAAAGCAUGCAGCGCGAGGAGCAGCUCAAGAACGACACGAUCAACCGGCUGCUGAACAAGCAGACAUCCAAGGGCAGGAACAAGGUGGAUGAGCCCGAGACGCGCUCGGCCAGCGAGGAGCCUGGUGCAGACACGCACGACCAUGAUUCGAUACCGUCAAAGGUGUGCAAGGGUGGGCAAGGGAAAGCACGGGGAGCCGGUGCGAGUGCAGCGCCUGCUGCAGCUCCCAAAGAACACGGCGGUAAACGAUGUGUUUCCUAUGUCUGCUAA